GGCAAUGCGAGCUCAUCGGUUAAAUGAAAAAUACGCACUAAAACAACAAAAGAAAAACAAUCCCGAAUCUUUUAAAAUCGAUUCCUUUCUUGAGGCAUCAUCAUCAUCGAUCAAUUUGGGUGACGCUUUAUUUUCAUCAAUAAAUACUAACACGGCGAUUGGUGGAUUAGGAGGUAUGUUAUUCGGGGAUGAGGAUAAUGGCUUGAUCGAAGAAACCACUUCACCGCUCCUAUUGUCCGAAUCAUCGCAAGGUCCCUCGAUACGGACAUGGAUUCAAGUUGUUGAAUCUAACCUGAAAGAUGAAGGUAGCAUCGAAUCAAAGCUUUGCGACGAAACGGUGUCGAAAUUAGUAUUAGAUGACUCCCCGGAAAAACGUCUGAAAGCUACAUGGCCAAAAAAAUUUUCGUUUUUUCCUGCCCAAUAUGUAUAUAUAAUGGAAGAGAUAUUGGAGGAGGAAAGGACGUUAAUUGACCUCAAGAAGUACGGGCAUUACUUAAACAUCCCGGCGGAAGGGGAAUACGUUGUGGGUGAGGAGAAUGAUGGUGAAUCGUUCGACUGGGCUGGUGAGAAAUACGAGAAAUCUUGCUUGCCAAAAGGUGAAUACAGUGGUGACGUCCGAAAAAGUGUAUUAGCGAAUGAUGGGGUCUCCCAAUUUGAUUUUGGUAUGGAAUGGGGUACGAUAAUGGUUUUUACCUGCUCUAAAGAUUGUAAUUUGGACGAGGUUGGUGAAGACAGCGUUUCAUAUUACGAAGAAUUG
Molecule: messenger RNA, 757 nt
Organism: Acaulospora colombiana
Lineage: Eukaryota; Fungi; Glomeromycota; Glomeromycetes; Diversisporales; Acaulosporaceae
Source: the annotation of a GenBank genome assembly